Leptinotarsa decemlineata (Colorado potato beetle) is the source of this 1559-nucleotide messenger RNA. Its product is annotated as peptidyl-alpha-hydroxyglycine alpha-amidating lyase 2. Gene Ontology annotation, cellular component: membrane; extracellular region. Gene Ontology annotation, biological process: peptide metabolic process. NCBI's taxonomy places the organism in Eukaryota, Metazoa, Arthropoda, Insecta, Coleoptera, Chrysomelidae. The record is from RefSeq and is a predicted model, not a curated record. Gene Ontology annotation, molecular function: protein binding; catalytic activity.
AUGGUCACCUCAAUCGUUGCCGUAUUCGGGCUGUUGGUGCUCUUCGUUUCGGGGUUGCCCUUCGACGAAGAUAAUGGAAAAGCGACCAAAGCUUUCUACGAUGAAGUGAGGCAAUUGCUGAGCCUCAAUCCGGGAGUUUCCCAGUAUGUUCAUGUGGAAUUUGUUGUUCCAAAAGGAUUUUUUUCCAGAGCUCUGCAACCAGUAAUUUUUCAUCGAGCUGAUAGAGUGUGGGAUCAAAACACUUUCAAUAAUUCGAACCAUUACCAAAAUAUUCAUUUGGGACCAAUCAAGGAACACACCGUUCUUACUUUAGACCCACAGACUGGAAAAGUACUGGGAAAAUGGGGAGCAGAUCUCUUCUAUAUGCCGCAUGGAUUGACAGUGGAUAGACACGACAAUUUGUGGGUCACAGAUGUAGCCCUACACCAAGCAUUCAAGUUCAAACCUGGAGAAUUACAACCAACUUUGACAUUUGGUGAACGUUUUCGUCCAGGACCUGACCCCAAACAUUUGUGCAUGCCCACCUCCAUUGCCGUGGCAACCACUGGAGAAAUCUUUCUAGCUGAUGGUUACUGUAAUAGCCGAAUUCUCAAAUAUAAUGCUCUCGGAGUUCUUCUCAGAGUUAUUCCUGGUCCUUCAGAAUUUCUGACGUUGCAAAUUCCUCAUGCGUUGGCUCUUAUAGAGCCGAUGGAUAGAUUAUGCAUUGCUGACCGGGAAAACAAAAGGGUGACUUGCCCCAGAGCUGGUUUGUACACUAUUCAAGGCAAGAAAGAACCUGCCCUAACUAUAACUCAACCUGAUAUGGGCCGAGUGUUUGGUGUGGCCGCUAAAGGCAAGUUGGUGUAUGCCGUCAACGGCCCCACGUCGGAACUCUUGCCUGUACAGGGCAUGACCAUUGAUCCGCAGACGGAGUCUAUCAUCGAUCAUUGGGCGCCGGAGGAGGGUUUUGGAAAUCCACAUGCUAUCGCAGUAUGUCCUAAUGGUUCAGCACUCUAUAUAGCCGAAAUUGGUCCGAAUAGAAUCUGGAAGUUUGAGUUAGUUCCACCUAAGUAAUAAUGAAGAAAGAAUACAUUGUCACAUUUCUGGUUCAUUUUGAAAAUUCCUCUAUAGUACCUUCUUUGACACAACGUCGUUGGUCAAACAUUAAUGUAAAUUGGUAUUUCCAGACAUACAUAGAAAAAUGUUCAUAAUUAUGAAAAUAUUUUCAUCAGAUAUCAAAGUUGGCACUUCAUCUAUAGGUUUUAUACUGGUCAUAUUCAAAUCCUCUACUUAGAAGAUUAAGCUUGAAUGUAGUAAUAUUUAAAAAAAUGUGAAAUGUAUACUUUUUGUAUAUUUUUUAAAUACUUCAUCAUAUAGAUAUUAGAACAUAUUGAGAUUUCAAAUUGCAUGAGGAGUUAUGUAUUGGUAUAGUAUUUAUUCACAAAUUUUUGGCAGUUGUCAACAUUUUUCAGUUUUCAUAACUUGAAUUAUAUCACGCCGAUAUUUCCUCUUACACAAUAUGUAUAUAGUUGAUUGAAGAGAAUUAAGUGUAGACAAUAAAUUAGCUACAUAAUAAUAAA